Trametes versicolor FP-101664 SS1 is the source of this 1215-nucleotide messenger RNA. Its product is annotated as alpha/beta-hydrolase. Gene Ontology annotation, cellular component: endoplasmic reticulum membrane. Lineage: Eukaryota; Fungi; Basidiomycota; Agaricomycetes; Polyporales; Polyporaceae. The record is from RefSeq and is a predicted model, not a curated record. Gene Ontology annotation, molecular function: phosphatidylcholine lysophospholipase A1 activity; monoacylglycerol lipase activity. Gene Ontology annotation, biological process: monoacylglycerol catabolic process; phosphatidylserine catabolic process. The coding region runs from base 1 to 1215 and encodes 404 amino acids. The transcript is spliced from 4 exons.
AUGGUCGACAACGCGCCCCCAAACAGCACCAGCGGCGGGGGACUUCUCUCAAAACUUCACAAGUUCGCGUACUUCGCCAGCUUCCUCUACGCCUGCAUAAUUCUGCUGCUCGCUACGCCGUUCUUCCAGCGACAUGCGAUAUACCAACACGCCGUCAGGAUACCAUGGGGUGCCCAGUUUGACUUGCCGGAGAAGUACGGGCUUGCACCGGGGAAGACCCUGAACUUCAAGCUCACGACGCCCGACAAUGUGACCAUCGGGGCCUGGUUUGUUCUGUCAGAGCCUAUCUUCCAGAACCUCCGUGCAGCUUCGUCUACACCGCUCGGGCAACCCUCUGCGCAAGUUGUCCAAGAAGCUCUGCGCACAAACCCCACCAUCCUCUACUUCCACGGAAAUGCUGCAACGCGAGCUGCACCCAUGCGCAUCCACCACUACUCCUCGUUCACCUCGCGACUGCGCGCGAACGUCCUUGUCAUCGACUACCGGGGCUUCGCCGACAGCGAAGGCAUUCCAUCUGACACUGGACUCACUGAGGACGCGAAGACAGCAUGGCGCUGGCUGCUUGACCAGGGUGCAAAGCCAGAGGACGUUAUGCUUGUCGGCCAUAGCUUGGGGACGGGCGUGACGACGAGGCUGGCGACGUGGCUUGCGCGCGAGGGCGUCAAGCCGCGCGGCGUAGCGCUACUCGCGCCUUUCACGAAUCUAGCGUCUGCCGUGCAAACGUACGAUAUAGGGGGCUUCCCUCUACUGCAGCCAUUGCAGAGCUUUGCCAUCGGACGAAAACUACUCAAGAAUCUCAUCCACCACGAGUUUGACACGCUCUCUGUGGUCCAGGAUAUCAACGUGCCCCUGCUUAUCGCCCACAGCCAGAACGAUCUGGACAUCCCGCAUUCUCACUCCCGCACCCUGCUCGACGUCCUCCUGGACCCGCAUCUGCCCUCUUCUCCUAUCUCCUUGCCCGCGACUCCUGAUCAGAUCUUAGGCUCUGCAGACUACGCCACGUAUAUCGAGACACAGAAGCUGCGUCGCGAGAAACGCAGCGAGCUCGUGCGAAAGCUCGAGGUGCCGACUUUCGGCGUCAUCGAAGAGUUCGAUGGGACGGCCGGGAAGGUGGUCUAUGUGGAGACGUUCUGGGGCGCGCACAACGACGUGGGCUUGCAAGAGGGCGUGCAAGAUAUCAUCGCGAGCACGUUCCGCCUUGGUGUUCAUUUGUAG